AUGUCACAGAUAGAUUCCCUUGCCAGGAGCCGCAAGCGUGUCUUCAACUCUGUGUUCGCGCCCGUCAAACUGUCGGAAAAUGCUCCCACUCCCCUAGCAACGCCGACACCCAGCUCUACUGCUCCAGGCCGACCAUUUGGUUCAGCGACAUUGCCUCAAAUACCGCUUCACGAUAUUCCAGAGCCAGAAGCUGUGAAAUGGAGUCGAGCCUGGCAUUCAGCGACAGAAUUCCUUCAGGUUCCUGACAGGACUUUCGAUACACCUUCCAGCUAUCUUGAAUAUGCUAGGCUCAAUUCCCGGAAGAAACAGAUCACAGCUGAGACACGAAAUGCCUUGAACUUGCUGCUCCUUCCGCACGUACCUGGUCUGCAUGAGAUUCCUAAGGAGUACGACCUAUUGCACUGGUAUUGCAAUGAAAUUCGGCGUCAUUUCAUAACCAAUAUACAGUCCAUUCUGUGUACCGCCUUGAAGAAAGGAUCUGAAGAUGAUCCGUUAGCUCAGACGGUGCGCUGCCUAAAUGUAGCACAUCACACGUAUUUCAGGCCCGUUGAAGAUCAUAUGCUACCGGAAGUUGUUAGCACGGAGCGCAAUAAUACAUACUCUAAGCUAAAUGAAGCUUUUCAGUCCAUUGUUGCACACUCGUUGCCAUCAAAACGCAUUUCAGAUUUGCUGGAAGAAACGAUCCGAAGUACUGCUGUGGACAUUUUAGGAAUCUCGCAGGCGAGAGAUGAUGAUGCAGAUGACACCGGAUCCAAUGACAUGGAGAUCGAUCAGCAACCCUCAAUCAUUUAUCGAUUGUGGAAAGAGAUGCCAGAGACUGCUCGCUAUGAAGUUUAUGAAGUCAUACCGGAAUACCGCGAUGAUAGGAUGAGCCAAGCCAGGAAUAAGCUCCUUACCUUGUUACAUGCAAUGCAGGAACUUGGUCUUGGUGGUCACCGAGUACAAAAGGUAUUUGCUCAGGUCAUGAAUGAUAUGAUGACCGAAUUCAUACUAGUGAGCUAUAAAGAACAGUGGGAGUCGCCCUCACUCGUCAGAGAGCAUUUAUGUUUGUGGGUGGAAAAUGUAUUUGCAAGACUAGCUGUUGAAGUUCUGGAAAUCGUCCAGCCGCCCACAGACUACCGCAAUGACAAUCUCAUGAAUGUCAGGCUUGACGACGUUGAAAAAUGGCAGGAAAUUGGCUUGGCUCGUUUGGGCGCUCUACGCACCAGUGAACUAUUUGAUGUGAUAGUGAAUUGGGACUCGAGUAGCGGCGCUAUUGAAGACCUAAAACAGUAUACAACACAUACUGCAUCUAGAUUUUCAUUGUCGACUGCAUUUGUUGGCACACUCUCCCAGCGUCUAUUGCACCCAGGAGCAUCCACAGCUGAAAUUUUGCAACUCUACAUCUCGAUUAUUCGAGCAUUCAGCGUUUUAGAUCCAAAAGGCGUUCUGCUAGACCGCGCGGCUCGACCCAUCAGGAAAUAUCUUCGGGACCGUGACGAUACAGUGCGAGCAAUCGUUGGAGGUCUCCUGGCAGAUCCGUCCGAUACCGACAAUACGGAAAGCAGUGAAACUUUGGUAGAACUUGCAACAGAGCUCACCAAUGCCCAUCGGCGGAAUCUUCAGAAUGAUUCUGGAGAGCUGGAUUGGGAUGAUAUGAGCUGGAUGCCCGAUCCAAUCGAUGCAGCUGCAGACUACAAGAAAUCCAAGGGUGCGGACGUGGUGGGUAGUUUGAUCAGUCUUUUCGAUUCAAAGGAGGCAUUCGUAAAGGAACUGCAAAGUAUGUUAUCAGAGCGGCUGCUUAAGAAGAAACCGAACUUUGACCAGGAAACGUCGGUGUUGGAGUUGUUGAAAGUACGGUUUGGCGACGGCGCUCUACAAGCCUGUGAAGUGAUGCUUCGCGAUGUUAUUGACUCUAAGCGUGUUGACACUGUGAUUCGAAAUGAUCAAGAGUUAGCUGGAGAGCCACUUCCUGCUUGGGGGACAGCAGCUCCGGUGCAGAAGAGCUACAACGUACCACAAUUACAUUCAAAGAUUCUCUCGCGAUUCUUUUGGCCGGCUCUACAGGAUCAGCCAUUCAAUGUACCCAAAGAGAUCAAGACACUACAGGAACGAUACUCUACUGGUUUCGAGGCAUUGAAGCAAUCUCGAAAACUAACCUGGCUUAAUGCUCUUGGACAUGUCACCGUCGAGCUGGACCUUGAGGAUCGAGUUUUUACAGAUGAGGUCACGACAUGGCAGGCUACAGUGAUAUACGCCUUCCAAUCGGAUAAUGCACCCGCUACGAAGACUGUGGCCGAACUCGCCGAGACGUUGGAAAUGUCUGCUUCUCUAGUACGCAGUGCUUGUCUUUUCUGGGUAAGCAAGCGGAUUCUCGUCGAAACUCAGCGAGAUUCAUUCCGCGUUCUUGAAGUUCUUCCCAAUGACGAGGAUCAUGAGAUGGCCAUUAGUGGUGAUCAAGAAGCCGCCAAUCCAUCUGCCACAGAAUCCGACGCCGCUGCUGCUGCCGAUGCCGCCGCAGCCGCCGCAGCAAAGGAGACAGCGAACGCUGCGGCAAUGGAGAAGAUGAAUCUUUACUGGCAAUUUAUUGUUGGCAUGUUGACAAACCAGGGCGCCAUGCCUCUACAGCGGAUUAUCAUGAUGCUGAAAAUUGCAGUACCGGGUGGCUUUCCUUUCGGGAAUGAAGAGCUCCGUGAGUUCCUUGCAGGAAUGGUUGCGCAGGGAAAAUUGGAAAUUGUCAGUGGGGGAAGCUAUAAAAUCGUGCGAUGA
Talaromyces amestolkiae is the source of this 2748-nucleotide messenger RNA. RefSeq lists its product as uncharacterized. Gene Ontology annotation, cellular component: anaphase-promoting complex. The record is from RefSeq and is a predicted model, not a curated record. The transcript has 3 exons. Gene Ontology annotation, biological process: ubiquitin-dependent protein catabolic process. NCBI's taxonomy places the organism in Eukaryota, Fungi, Ascomycota, Eurotiomycetes, Eurotiales, Trichocomaceae. Gene Ontology annotation, molecular function: ubiquitin protein ligase binding. Bases 1 to 2748 code for a protein of 915 amino acids.